Molecule: messenger RNA, 915 nt
Organism: Hyalella azteca
Lineage: Eukaryota; Metazoa; Arthropoda; Malacostraca; Amphipoda; Hyalellidae
Gene: mRpS28
Product: 28S ribosomal protein S28, mitochondrial-like
Exons: 3
Coding region: 36-497 (153 amino acids)
Cellular component (GO): mitochondrial small ribosomal subunit
Source: RefSeq, a predicted model, not a curated record
GAUUCUAAAACAUUUUUCAAAAUUUCAGGUACAAGAUGCUAUCAGACAGAUUUUUUGUAUCAUGUAGAGCACUUGCAACUUGUGCAAGAUUGCAUGCAUUACCUAAAGAAGCAACCACUUUCAAAGAAGUCAAAAUUAUUAGGAAAGAACCUGCCAAAGAAACUCCUCCUCCUCCCAAAACUUUUCUAAGUCUUCUCAGGAACUCCAAGUUUAUUGAGUUGGGAGACCCUCGGGGCAAGUUGGUGGAGGGACGUGUGAUGCAAGUUGUGGGUGAUGACCUCUACAUUGACUGGGGGGGCAAGUUCCUAGCCGUGUGUCAGCGACCCAUCAAAAAUCAAGAGAAGUUCAUACGUGGAGCCGUGGUGAGAAUACGUCUGCUAGACGCUGAGCUGUCGUCACGUUUCCUGGGCUCGACCAUAGACCUGACCUUACUGGAGGCUGAUGCUAAGCUUCUCGGUCUCGUCUCCUCUCCUCUCGGCCGCAGUUCCAAGCAUUAACAGUGCUUUUAUUCUAAAUUUAUUGUUUAUUUACCUGAUCAAUAACAGUGUUUUUUGUUCUUAAUUUAUUGCUAAUUUACCUGAUCAAUAGCUCCCAAAAUAAAUUUCCCAUAGGUGGUGGUAUAAACAUUUUUCAAGGGUAAUGAAUGUGACAGGAGAAAGUUAAUGACGGCCUUAGUAUUUAAUGCGAAGUUGGCGGAGGAGCGAGGGAAGUAACCAGCAAUUCAUCAGAGCGUUGAAAUGUUUUUUUUUUCGGGCAGCUGGCACGGAAAUAGCAUGAAUCAUUGACGUUGUAUAAACAUAAUUGAACGUCUGUGUUUAGAAAUCCUUGACAGAGUGAUGGGCUACAUGCCCUACCGAUAUGUUCACAUGCUAUCUAAAUAAAGAACCAAGUUUGAAUAAACUGACUCCACUGUAA